UGGCCAAGUGCCGUAAGGCGGAGCUUAGGUCAGGACGGAGCAGAGGGUCGCUGUUCGUGCUCUUCCUCGCUGCUCUUCAACAGACAGACAGACAACUGCAAGCUCACUGGUGUGCACUUACACAGGGUGGAUUUGAGUGCACCGUGUGGGAAGAACAGGCUGUGACUUUGUCAUACAACAUCCUGUGACCAUGGCCGCAGCAAAGAAAAAUGGAGUGAAUGUGGGGGAAAAGCCAUCCGACGGCACAUCUCAAGCAUCCUUUGACGGGAGACGGCGUGACUCUGUUGUCAUGGUGAUCCCAGAGAAUGAUGGCAACUUCAAAGUCAAGGUGGGUUUCCUGAAGACCCACCACUGCUAUGAAAUUACCUUCACUCUGCCAGAGGUCCCAGGUCUGGGGAAGGACGUGUGUCCGGCUCCAAUGCCAAGUUCACACCUGUGCAUAACCGACAUUACACCUGCACCUGAAGGAGGCCUCAAGGUAACAUGCCAGUACAUGACCCAGGAGGAGGGGGUGCUGUGUGAAGAGGUGCAACUGGUCAGCAAGACCAAAAGUGAUGUGUGUGUCAGAGUCAAAAUUCAUGCCAGAGUUAUAGACCGUCACUAUGGCACGGCCACGCUGCUGGAGGGAGUCCGCUGCCUCGCGGUGGCGUUGGAGUACGUCUGCCAGGAGCCGACAUAUGAGAUAGUCUACCAAAAACUCUAGACCACACACUUUCCAACAUGUUUUUAGUCCUCCCUGCUUCAAUUUGUUGUCACGGCGACUAUAGCAUCCUGUGAGCCAAAGCAAAGCUUCCUUUGGCUGAAUGUUAUGACAACUGCACUUUAGGAACUGUUCCAAAGUUGCAAACCAUCAUGUGUUUUGUCCUCUUCCUAAACUGUUUCGUCAUUUUUCCGAAUCACAUUUCUAAUGUGUUCUAGCAUAUCACAAAAUUAAAAAAAAAAUAAUGAUGCUCCAGUCAAUAAAGUGCCAAAUGAUGAACCCACAGUAAUUAAUUGUUUAGUCUCCCUUUCUAUUGCGACAUGACUUUUUUGGUUUUGAUUUUAAUGAUUUUAUAUAUAUAUAUACACAAAACUGCCUCUAGUCCUCCUGCAGUCAUCCUGUGUGUCAAUGUUCCUGCCAAACAAACUCUGCAUCUUCUUUUUCCAUUUCUUUUUUUUUGAGGUGGGUGGGGAUUAUUCUAAAAGUCAAAUUUUCCCUCUCUUUAUUCCACAAGCAACUCCUGUUGUCUCCCCGGUAGUCUUCAGGAUCUGUGAUCUGAAAGAAAUCUCUGUGUGCACAAGUGAUAGAGUUCUUAUUUUCCCCCUGGUCAGUCAAAUUCAGCCCCCUGAGCUUUAGGUGCUGCAUCAAGGGGCUCAGCCAAAGAUGCAUUCGAUUGGAUUUGGUAAGGUCUGAAACCAAAGCUGAGAGCAAAGGUGAACAUAUUAUCAGCAAAGAGAGAAAGAGAGACUGUCACUAGUGAAGGGUCCACUAAAUGCACAGUCUAG
Synchiropus splendidus (mandarinfish) is the source of this 1485-nucleotide messenger RNA. RefSeq names its product UPF0687 protein C20orf27 homolog. The record is from RefSeq and is a predicted model, not a curated record. Bases 191 to 703 code for a protein of 170 amino acids. Lineage: Eukaryota; Metazoa; Chordata; Actinopteri; Syngnathiformes; Callionymidae. The transcript has 6 exons.